AUCUCCAAAGAAUCUGCGCCGCCCUCGCGUCUCGACCAUACAACAUGGUGAAGGCCUGUUCUUGAAGCGCAGAUCAUAGAAGUCCUUUACCGCAAUGUCUGCGGUACAGACUCUGGAAGGGAUGCGAGAGCUCGCCAGCUCUCUAGCUCAAGAUGACAUUCCCGUUAAGCUUCGUUGCGCAACUUGCAAUAAGCUUGUUAUCAGCGCGUUCCGUCUUCCUUGCUGCGACCAGUCUAUCUGCGAAACAUGCCAAACUUCGUUACCAGAAUCAUGUCCCGUCUGCGACCACAGCCCACUAUCAGCUGAGGAUUGCAAGCCGAACAAAAGUCUCAGACUUACCGUGAAAGCUUUUUUGAAGGCAGAGGAAAAGAAGCGGGACAAGGAUCGGGGAACUCCUCAGGCAAAACACACUGAUACAUCUGUUCCGAAUACGGCUGAUGCGACAUCAACACAUCCCUCGCAACAUAAUCCAGCACCGGGCGAAGACGUACCUGGGAAGUCGAUCGAAGAGGAAGCGUUGACUAAUGGGGAAGAUAUCAGCGCGAACAUCAAGAAUGUAGCGGACGUGAGAGAAGAUGGUGGGAGCGCCUUGUCAAAAGGUCGUAGGGAGGAACCUGAGGCAGCGGCUUCCACGAAACAAGUGUCGACGAACGAGGAAGAGCAAAGCAUUGAAGAUAGCAGUGCGGGUGGUGGCGAAAGCAAAAGGACCGAAGAAGCCAACGAAGAUACCACAGCUGAAGAGCAGAAGAAUAGCUGGAGUAUGAACGCGGGGACCACCCAGCAGAUUCAAGGCAAUAAUACUGCUUUUGGGAUGAGCACAGCCCAAGGAGGUUUCUCGAAUAUGGGGUGGAAUGGCACUAAUGGUUUUAACCCCAUGAUGCAAAUGGGUGCCAGUAUGCCAAGUGCUGGAUGGAACAACUUCAAUAUGAUGGGUAUGCCCGGAAUGGGCAUGGACGCAAUGGCCAUGUCCCAAGGGAUGUUCGGUGGCUUUGGCGGACAAAACAUGGGCAUGAACGGAAUGAACGGCAUGAACAUGGGUAUGGGUUUUGGUGGCGGAUUCAACAGUGGGUGGAAUGGACAGAUGAGCAGUGGUGACUUUGGCGCAAAUGCUGGCUACUAUCCCGGAAGUGGAUAUAAUCAACAGUCACACCAGCAGAGCAAUUAUGCUCAUCAGAUGCAUCACCAGCAGUUUCCCAAAAAUAAUUACCAAAAUCGUUUCAAUGGACAGGGAGGCCCCCAGACUCGUGGGUUUGGAAGAGGUCAAACAGGAAACUAUGGUAACCAGAGCAAUUCCGAUGCCCAGGCCCAGAUAGCCGACAUCCCUCAAGGCCAGACCACGACUGACGCAAACUCAAAGCAUGAUGGGAAUAUGGAUCACCAGACAUCUCGGUCUGUUGAACCGUCUCAAUCUGCCACUGUUCUAGGAGACAGUGAAAAACAGCAUGAUGAGCGUCAAGACCAGGAUGAGACCCAACCCGCGGGCGACACUAACAGAGUUGAUGAUUCUACAGUGGAAGUAGGGAAUGGUGAGCCUACUACUAAUGAUGAUCCAGCUCCUGUGCAGCAAGACGAACAAUCCGCAGCUGUAGACGUCGCUCAAAACGUGCCAGUGUCUGAGGACCCUGCUGGUCAGAUGCAAGUGCAACAAGAUCAACCUAUAGCUACGUAUGAGGGUGGUGCAGACUCAUAUGGAAUGGAUGUCAGUGUUAUGCCUAUGGCUGGUCAUCUUGAUGCCAAUGGCGCAUACUCUUACAUUCAAGGACAUCAAGGCGGUCACAUGCCUGAAUUUUCCACCGGCGGUCGAGGUGGCGCACGUGGGUACUACCGCGGCGGAUUCGCAAAUCGAGGAGGUCGUUAUAUGGCCAAUGGCUCAUACGGACAGCAUAAUGCAUCAUUGGCGGUCUCAAAUGGUGAUGUGACAGUAUUGGCUGGAGGUACUGAACCUCCAGGAGUUGGCGUUGUUGGCGCUCCCACCGGGCCCAAGGCCAUGAGAGUAGGGUUACCAAACACUGGCAUAAGUGGUCGUAUAGCGGCUUCAUCAAACAAUAGAUCUGCAUCCAUGAGCGGUUCUAUUGAGCCACCUCGAGAACGUGAUCGAAGGUAAGAGCAGCUCUUAAAUUCCUGGUACGGAACCAACCAUUGACAUGGCGCAGCUAUACCCCAAAACGU
Messenger RNA from Pseudovirgaria hyperparasitica, 2169 nucleotides. RefSeq lists its product as uncharacterized. The record is from RefSeq and is a predicted model, not a curated record. The transcript is spliced from 5 exons. The coding region runs from base 95 to 2104 and encodes 669 amino acids. Lineage: Eukaryota; Fungi; Ascomycota; Dothideomycetes; Acrospermales; Acrospermaceae.